Messenger RNA from Danaus chrysippus (African queen), 987 nucleotides. The record is from the annotation of a GenBank genome assembly. Lineage: Eukaryota; Metazoa; Arthropoda; Insecta; Lepidoptera; Nymphalidae.
AUGAAGUACUCUCAGCUCGGCACCACUGAUUUAAAGGUGUCGCACAUUGCUCUCGGUGGAGCUGCGUUUAGCAAUAUAUACGGAAAAUACGACGAAAGCCGUGGAAUAGAACUGGUGAAGGAAACUCUGAAACGUGGCAUCAACUACGUGGAGACGGGACCCUGGUACGGCCAGGGCAGUUCAGAGAGGACUAUUGGAAAAGCUCUCAAAGACGUGCCCAGGAGCAGUUUUUUCAUAGGAAGUAAAGUAGGCCGGUAUGAGAAGGAAACGGAGAGAAUGUUUGACUUCUCCGCGGAGAAGACGGAGGCUGGAGUGACCAGCACUCUACAGAGACUGGGGCUUGAGUACGUGGACUUGAUACAGGUCCACGACGCGACCUUCGCCCCGGAUCUGUCCAUCGUGUUAAAGGAGACCCUGCCGACCCUGGCGCGCGUGGUGAGUGAGGGUCGCGCGAGGUACAUCGGGCUCGCGGACUACGACCUGGACCUCAUGCAGGAGAUAGUCGAGGAGUCUCCGGUACACAUCUCCAGCGUCUGUUCGUACGCCAAGUCCACGCUGUUCGACAACCGGCUGCAGAACUACAUCGGAUACUUCAAGAGUAAGGGUGUGGGUGUAAUCAACGCGGCGGCCACGGGCAUGGGCCUGCUGUGUAACUCGGGCCCGCAGGCCUGGCACCCAGCCAGCGACGACGUGAAGGCCUUGUGUAGGUCCGCCUCCGAGUACUGUCGGUCACAGAACGUAGAGCUGGCUCGUCUGGCGACCUGGUUCACACUGAACCAGCCGGGCAUAGACACCAACAUCUGCGGGUUCUUCAACCUGGAACAACUGAACGACACCGUGGACGUACUGGAGAAGGGACUCACGGAUCAUGAGAAACGAGUGUUGGAUGAGUUACAGCUAAGGUACUUUGACAAGGUCACUCUGCACUGGGAUCAUGUUGAGUUACCAAUAUAUAAAUCUAGAAUGGAGAAACUGAAGAUGUCAUAA